AUGAACGAGAAGUUAGUAGACGACGGGAGGAGUCAAGCGGCGAGCGCUCAGCAGAUCGAGCUGUUGCAAAGGCCACGUCGAGACCAAGACGACACCCAAGCGCAGAAGCAAACACGCGAGAAAGGUGAAACGGGUCAAAGUCCAAGUCAGCGGCAAAACGCCAAGCGAAGGCGUCGCUACACACGGACGCAAAAGAAGAAGUGUCAGGCGAAGAUGAUGAUGAAGAACGCCGGCCGCGAACGUCAGGGCGAGCGAGAAUGA
Molecule: messenger RNA, 261 nt
Organism: Peronospora matthiolae
Lineage: Eukaryota; Oomycota; Peronosporomycetes; Peronosporales; Peronosporaceae
Source: the annotation of a GenBank genome assembly